Messenger RNA from Talaromyces rugulosus, 3606 nucleotides. RefSeq lists its product as uncharacterized. Bases 1 to 3606 code for a protein of 1201 amino acids. The transcript has 4 exons. The record is from RefSeq and is a predicted model, not a curated record. NCBI's taxonomy places the organism in Eukaryota, Fungi, Ascomycota, Eurotiomycetes, Eurotiales, Trichocomaceae.
AUGUCGCUUAAUGGGUUAGAUGAUCCCGCUGUCAUCGAAGCCUAUCAAUCUGCCUUGACCGAGGCUGGAGGAUGGCUCCUGCUCAAAUACUCAUCAAGAGAUGAAGUGACACUACUCAGCCGAGGCACAGGCGGUGUGCCCGACGUCCGGGUCGCCGUCGAAGGCUACGAGGAGAAAUCGCCGCUGUACGGCUUCCUGCAGUAUCGGAGGAGGAAAGUCGUGCUCAAAUAUGUGCCUGAUGGAGUCUCUAGGCUGAUACAAGCCCGUACAACUGUUCAAUUUCAGUCGAUCCUCGAUAAAUUCUCCCCACAAGAUACAACCUUUGAAUUCAAAGAGGCGACCGACCUCACUGAAAGCGCCUUGUCGUCUGCCUGUCUUCUCCAUGCCGCAUCUGGGUCGAUGACGUCUUCCUCUAGCUCCCUUCGCCGACGUCGCUUGAUGGAGAUCGUCGAGGAUGCAGAGGAGGGAGGACCGCCCGUUAGGACUGAAUUGGAGUCGCCGCUGUCAGAAGAUUCUUCCAAGAGGCUCAGUCAGGCAUCCGAUGCGACAGCAGUGCCUCCCCCGCCAACACCAGGCGGCGAAGAAGGCCCGGCCGAAUCGCCCACUGUGGCCGAUGACGAAGCGGAGACAAAGUCGGUGCAUUCUGUCUCGCGAAGACGAUUCCUCGAUCAGUUAGCCCAGCAACCGUUUGAGCACCGAAGUUCCACUCAAUCCAUGCGCCCGUCUCUCCAGGAACUGGGCUACUCGACGUCAUCCCGGCAAAAAGUCAAACUGGGGCCGCGCCCGUCUGUGGACAUGAACGGUCGACCGCGGACCGCUGGAAGCAUGUCUCGUAACCAGGAUCAGCGCCCAGUCGCAGCCUUGCCCCCGGGGGUUCGUCCACGGAAACCGCCUUUAGGCCCUGGUCGACCCAAGUCCCAGCCUGAUGCGAUACCCGUGCCGACCCUGGCCUCCCUUAAGAAUGCGCCACCGAUGCCCAUACUGAUUCCGCCACCUUCUAUAUCGGUACCGCGACCGAAGCUGUCGCCCGGGGCCAAGUCAAUGAACGCACUCACAUCCUCGGGCAUGUCUCCUGAAAAACAGCGACUUAUGAGAGCGCUUGAACUCCGGAAAAAGCAAAUGGAAAAGCGGACAAAGGAUCUGCAAAAGAAAGACGAGAAACGCAAGAGCGCCACCGCCGAAGUUAUUCCGGCCGAUGCUUUGGAGAACAAGGAGAAUAUAGACCACGCUCAGACGACGAAGUUGUAUCCUGUUGAGGAAGCCAAACCACCCAAAAUCGAAGCUACCAAAGUUGAGACUGUUAAGCAAGUAGCCACUGUGACUACGACGGUUAUUGAAGAGAAGAAACCGACCACGGCAGAUCUGGCCAAAGCGGACUCGGCCGUGGCAAUGUCAACGGUCGCGCGAGAAGAUACUGCGGAAGACACCGUGGAAGACAAUGCACCGGAGGAUACUACACCUAAAUACACUAUACCGGAAGAUACUAUACAACAAGAUACUGCGCCGGAAAACAACAAGUCAGAAGACACUGCGUCCGAUGACACUGCACGAGAAGACACUGCGCCGCAAGAUGCUCCACAACAGGAUACUGCGCCCAAAGACAACAAACUAGAACCUACUACGUCGGAGGAUAGUGCAAGAGAAGAUGCUGCGCCGGAAGACAAUAAACUAGAAGACACCUCGUCAGAGGACACUGCACGAGAAAAUCCUGCGGAAGAAAAUGCGCCAGAAGAUGCUGCACCAAAAGAAAACAACCCUUCAGUGCAAACACCCGCAGAACUCCUCGUUACUACACCCCAGGCGCAGGAUAAAGUCGUGGAACCACACCCUGAACAAAUCCCGGAACCUGCAACCCAACCCUUGAUUGAAGAAGAAGAUACGACCGACGAUUCCACAGCACCCGAGAAGUUUAGCGACAGGACGGACGACGAAAAAGCAACUACUGCAAGCACAUCCGAGCCCGAUACCGCUCUCGAGGACAUGGCCAAGCCCGACGAAGAGCAAAGCAUACAGUACGAAGACGACGACAGCACGCCGACAGCGUCAGAGGCCAUCCACUCGGUCGCGUCUAGCAGCUUGGGCUCACAGGACGCCAUCGUCGCAGGCGCUCCCGAGGCAGAUGAGACGGCGCCUAAGGAGGUCCCCACCACCACCGACGCCAUCACCAACACCGCUAGCCAGGUUACACUAGCGGACUCCACAGCGCCCCUCUCGCUGCCCCGAGGCGAUGAGAAUAAUCAUCGUCUCUCUCGGCAGAAAAGCAAACGCAUUGCGCUGUUGGACCCCAUCCUGGUGCCCACCCCGGACUUGUCGGAUGAAGACAACUUGCUGUCGGACGAUUCAUUCAUGGAGGAGCUGAAGUCAGCCACCUUCCAGGAGGCCAAGCCUGUGUCCGUGGGCAAAGGGCCCCUGUCGCCCGACGGCGAGCCGCGUACGCCCUUGGAGGCAUGGCAGACGCGCGCUGUGUCCAACCCAGGUCGUCGUCCCAGCGAUCUCAGUGUCAUGCCUGUGGUCGGACGAUCUAUCUCAGCCACAUUUGCUGGCGGAGACGAACAGGCGGGGCCUAUCCCCGUGGUGACGGCGAAGAAAGUCAAUGUGUCUUCUGGCAUUUCCAAGCGCAUCAAGGCGCUGGAGAUGUUCUCGGGUAACCGUGAUGGUGUUUCUAGUCCGACGCUGGCCGUGCCCCCGACCAACGGCCUCCCAUCCCCGACUGCAACAGCAUUCGAAAAAUUCCGCAAGCGAGCUUCAGUGUCGAUGGGCGGUAGCCUGCCCCCCUCAGCGGCGCCCUCGGCGAGAUCGUCUUUCAUCGGACCGUCCCCCGAUACCGCAAACCCUCCCUCGUUGGGCCGAAAAGAAUCGCAAUCCGUCUCGGUCACGGCCCGUAUCGUUCGGAAUCCUCGCACACCCCCGACGGACGUGAAUGCGGACCCCAUCGAAUCCAGCGUACUCAAUCUUCAACGCAGCCCCCUGAUCGUCGAGCACAAUUCUCUAGAAGAAGCGGACCGGAAGUCGAACGGCGUGCCUGAGCGUCGUCCUACCCUUUCAUCGAGGGGCUUGAGCCGUAGCUCAACUGAUACUACAACUGCUCGCUCUGAGAGCCGGGGCUCUUCUCGCUCUCGGCUGGAUGAUCUGAGCUCCGAGGAAAAGAGAGAUUCGCGUACGUCUCGAUUUAUUCGACGGAUGUCCUCCCUUACCUCGCCCCGUAAAAAUCUAAUGAGUCCACCUGGAAUAGACAGGCUACCACCGCCACACACCGAGGAAGAAACCCAGCACGCCGCCCCCAAGGCCGUCGACAUUGGCGAAGUCAACGUACAGUUCCCCGACACCUUGCUCUGGAAGCGUAGGUUCCUGCGUAUCGACCACCAGGGCUAUCUGGUCCUUACGCCAGGAAACACAGAUGCCGGAUCACGCAAUAUUGUCAAGCGAUACCAUCUAUCGGAAUUCCAAACCCCGUGCCUACCGGAUGAAGAUCGCCAAGAGCUGCCUAAUAGCAUUUUGCUGGAUUUCCGAAACGGCAGCACACUGCAAUGCGCCUGCGAAUCAAGAAAAGGGCAGGCUGCCGCUCUCCAAACUCUCGUCGAUGCUCACAAUGCCCACCAUCAUUAA